CCAUCGCGUGACUGCAUUUCUGGUUCUUUUGUUUUUGGUUAGUCAUAUAAGCAUUUUCCUUCUUUCUUUCUUUCGCUGAUUUAGGGCACUCCAACUACAAGUACCGGAAAUCGCUCUUUUGACUCAGAACCAAAACCUCCUCUUUCUCUCGCCGAUCUGCUUCUCAGGCUAAAAGUUGAGUAUCGAGGAGUAAAGCUAUACAAUUUGUCCAUCUAUCUUUUGACUCUCAAGACUAGGAGUGCUGUUUCUCAGCAAGGAAUGAUUGUUUGCAUGACCUUUUAAUGCUCAUGCAAUGUCGGGAUUACUUAAUUCUUCUCUCAACAGUUCAGCUUCAAACCUUCCAGAUAAUACUGGGCGAACUUUUUCUUCUUCUUUCUCUGGUCAGUCUGGUGCGGCCUCCCCUGUUUUUCAUCACUCCGGAACACUUCAAGGGCUACACAAUAUUCAUGGGAGCUUUAAUGUUCCCAACAUUCCCGGUACACUAACAUCAAGAAACUCCGCACUAAAUAAUGUUCCUUCUGGGGGAGUUCAACAACCAACUGGCGGCCUUUCUAGUGGGCGUUUUGCAUCAAAUAAUCUUCCGGUUGCACUUUCCCAGCUAUCUCAUGGAAGCUCACAUGGACAUUCAGGGGUCGCAAAUAGAGGAGGUAUAAGUGUUAUAGGGAACCCUGGAUUUAGUAGUAGCACAAAUGGAGUUGGCGGUUCUAUUCCUGGAAUUCUCCCAACCUCUGGUGCAAUUGGUAACCGAAAUGCUGUUCCAGGAUUGGGAGUAUCCCCAAUUUUGGCAAAUGCAGGUCCUCGGAUUACAAGUUCCAUGGGAAACAUGGUUGGUGGGGGCAACAUUGGGAGGAGUAUAGGCUCUGGUGUAGGAUUAUCUGUUCCUGGUCUUGCCUCUCGGCUAAACUUAGGUGCAAAUAGUGGAUCUGGAAGUUUGAAUGUUCAAGGACAAAAUCGAUUGAUGAGUGGUGUACUUCCACAAGGUUCUCCACAGAUGCUUUCUAUGCUAGGAAAUUCCUAUCCCACUGGUGGAGGUCCCCUUUCUCAAGGCCAUGUCCAGGCAGUAAACAACUUAAACUCUAUGGCAAUGUUAAAUGAUGUGAACUCUAAUGAUACACCUUUUGACAUCAAUGACUUCCCUCAGUUGACAAGUCGUCCUAGUUCUGCUGGAGGGCCCCAAGGACAAUUGGGUUCGCUACGAAAACAAAGUCUUGGUGUUAGUCCUAUUGUUCAACAAAACCAGGAGUUUAGCAUUCAAAAUGAAGAUUUUCCUGCUUUACCUGGAUUUAAAGGUGGUAAUGCAGAUUAUGCAAUGGAUAUGCACCAGAAAGAACAACUUCAUGACAAUGCUGUGUCAAUGAUGCAAUCACAGCACUUCUCUAUGGGGAGGUCUGCUGGAUUUAACUUGGGGGGAACGUAUUCAUCCCAUCGUCAGCAGCAACAACAACAUGCUCCGUCAGUCAGUAGCGGUGGUGUCUCUUUUUCAUCUGUAAACAAUCAGGAUCUUCUCCAUUUACAUGGCUCAGAUAUUUUCCCAUCCUCACAUUCGUCUUAUCACUCCCAGACCAGUGGGCCUCCUGGCAUUGGACUAAGACCUCUAAAUUCUCCAAAUACUGUAUCUGGUAUGGGAUCGUAUGACCAGCUUAUCCAGCAGUAUCAACAGCACCAGAACCAGUCUCAGUUUCGGCUGCAACAAAUGUCAGCUGUCAAUCAGCCAUUCCGGGAUCAGGGCAUUAAACCCAUGCAGCCUGCUCAAUCUGCUACAGAUCAAUAUGGUUUGCUUGGCUUGUUAAGUGUAAUUAGGAUGAGCAAUCCUGAUCUGACAUCCCUUGCACUUGGAAUUGACCUUACUACACUAGGGUUGAAUUUGAAUUCAACAGAAAAUCUUCACAAAACUUUCGGUUCUCCCUGGUCUGACGAGCCAGCUAAGGGUGAUCCAGAGUUUACUGUGCCACAAUGUUAUUAUGCUAAACAACCACCUGCUCUACAUCAAAGUUACUUUUCGAAGUUUACGGUGGACACUUUAUUUUACAUAUUUUACAGCAUGCCGAAAGAUGAAGCCCAAUUAUAUGCUGCAAAUGAACUUUACCUUAGAGGCUGGUUUUAUCACAAAGAGCACCGACUAUGGUUCAUAAGAGUCCCCAACAUGGAGCCGCUUGUUAAGACACCUACAUAUGAGAGAGGAGCUUAUCAUUGUUUUGAUCCGAACACGUUUGAAACAAUCCGCAAGGAUAAUUUUGUUGUCCAUUAUGAGAUGUUGGAAAAGAGACCGUCACUACCUCAACAUUAACACUGCCCCCCCUUUGUUUAGCAAACAAGAUCCUACUUACAGUGUAAAGUUUGAGUUUAUUCAUUAGAAACCUAGUUAGUUUGCAGCAUCAAUGUUCCUUGUAUCAGGCAAUUGUAAGCAAUUGGCCUCUCAAUCUCGUUCCACUGAUCUUUAGUGGCAUCAUUUUCGUUUACAUAAAUAUGCUCUGUUCUUUGUCACUUUAAUUAGCGACCUUGCCCCUUUGACUGUA
Molecule: messenger RNA, 2516 nt
Organism: Carya illinoinensis
Lineage: Eukaryota; Viridiplantae; Streptophyta; Magnoliopsida; Fagales; Juglandaceae
Product: probable NOT transcription complex subunit VIP2
Exons: 14
Coding region: 293-2287 (664 amino acids)
Biological process (GO): nuclear-transcribed mRNA poly(A) tail shortening; regulation of DNA-templated transcription
Cellular component (GO): CCR4-NOT core complex; P-body
Source: RefSeq, a predicted model, not a curated record